UUUAUUUUUGGGUUGGAAAUAUAAAAAAUUUCAAAAUUGAGUAAUUUGCACUAUUCGAUCUGUUUUUAGCUUUGUUACAUGUAUAUUUUUUGAAUUUACGAAGUUAAUUUUCCCGGUUUUUCUCUAUAAAUACACAGUAAACAUGUUGAGAGGUUUCAAUUUCCCAGCGCUUUGAGCUCUCUUUUUCUCGUAAACUCUUUCUCAUAAACUCAUGAGCUUUUGCAGAUCCAGGCAAUUUCAUUCAAAAGAAAAGAACUUAUUCUCUCUAAAACCCUAAAUUUGAUCGCCAUUUUCUUUCCCCAUGGCUGCAAUGGACCCAGAGCUCAGUAUUGGGGUUUCUAAUCACUCUGGGUUUGGGAUAGGGGAGUUCGCAUUUGCCGAUGCUAACAAUUUGGAGCAUUGCACGAAGUAUCUGAACCAGACUCUGGUCACCUUUGGUUUUCCUGCUUCUCUUGAUUUGUUUGCUAAUGAUCCGGUUUCCAUUGCACGCACCUGUAACUGCAUAUAUGCGUUGCUCCAGCAGCGGAAGCGAGACAUUGAUUUUCGUGAGUCAUCCAAUGAACAGAGGCAACGAUUGCUGUCUGAUAUAUCAAGAUUGGAGGCUAAGGCUGAAAGACUCGAGGCACAGUUGGCAUCAAAGGAUCGAGAGUUAGCUUCUUUAACUCGCCAGGAGGCUAAAGCUGCUGCAUCAUUCAAGGCUCAAAUUGACAAGCUGCAGCAAGAGCGGGAUGAAUUUCAAAGGAUGGUUAUUGGCAAUCAGCAAGUUCGGACUCAACAAGUACAUGAAAUGAAGAAAAAGGAGAAAGAGUAUAUCAAAUUGCAGGAAAGACUAAACCAAGUUUUGAUGGAAAAAAAGAAAGAAUCCAGAUCAGGCAUGGAGAUCAUGAAUCUACUUCAGAAAGAGGGCCGUCAGCGCGGGACAUGGAACGGGAAGAAGGCUGAUGGUGAUUUUUAUAAAAUGAUUGUAGAUGCAUAUGAGGUUAAGAAGCAGGAGCUGAUGGCUGAGAAUGCUGAUCUGCGAGCAUUGUUACGUUCAAUGCAGGGGGACAUGAGGGAUUUUUUAAAUAUGCCAAACGGACUGCCGAAACAAAAUUCAGCUGUUAAUGGAAGAGUUGAUUCUGAUCCCCCACCAACUCCUUUAGGAGGACGUACGGAUGUCUUCGAUCUUCCUUUCCAUAUGGCCAGAGAUCAAAUUGAGGAGAGCCUACGGAAUAAAAUGGCAUCCAUAAAGGAGCGAAUGGUACAACUUCAGGAAGCACAAAAAGGGGCAGAAGUCACUUCUGAAGCUAGUGAGCGGGAGCUUGAGCUUGAAGCCCAACUAGUUGAAGCUCGGAGUAUCAUUCAAGAGCAGGCUUCUAUAAUGUCCAAACAUCUUUCAAAGUCUGAAAAUCCGAGGAGACUGAUGGGUCAUCUAGAUGUGGACCGGGAAGCGAUUCUUUCGACUCCAGUUGAGGUCUGCAUCUCAUGGAAGAAAGAAGCAGGGGGAUUUGGAUCGGACUUCUUUGAGAAAGUUGUCAAUGGAGAUAGAUAAAGACCACUUCGAGGGGCGUUAGGAUCCCUGGGGAACAGUUGUAAAGCUACGCAUUGGAGCUGUGUGUACAGCGAUGGUCCGAAGUUAUUUUUCCUGCGUUUCAAAUCUCGACAUCCGGGAUAAUUCUUGAUGAUGUGUCACGUUUUCCCCCAAUGUGUUAGCUAGAGCCACAUGAUCCUGGUUAUGAAGCUGGAAGCCGCAACUUCCUGCAUAUUUCAUGUAUGUAUACUAACUACAACUACUAAAUGUUAGGACAGAAGGUUAUGUAGCUGAAUACACUCUUGCUAUUAAUAUUAAGCUGCUUUUUCUUUCAUACAUGGCCGUGUAGCGAAGGAAAAUCAGGACAAUACAUGCUAAUGUUGGG
Messenger RNA from Amborella trichopoda, 1895 nucleotides. NCBI's taxonomy places the organism in Eukaryota, Viridiplantae, Streptophyta, Magnoliopsida, Amborellales, Amborellaceae. The record is from RefSeq and is a predicted model, not a curated record.